AUGAACAUGGACAAAAAACAGCAACAUCUGGAUCAUGUAGAACAGGCUAUCCAAACGGCAGUGGCUGAGGAUCGCAUCAUUCUUCCUCUGCUGGCCCAAAGGCAGCGGUUCGAGGAAGACGAUUGCCUUCACUAUUGUCUAAACCACAAUGUCUAUGCGAUGAAGCACAAGCGGAUGUGUGGGGCCCUCAAGAACAUAGAGAUGGGGCACCUAGGUUCUAGAGUUCAAGAACAGGAGAAAAUAGAGCUGAUGCAUGAGGCAGCCCGACCAGUCAAAGAGGCACAGACUCCACCAGAAAAGGCCCCCAAAGAAAUCCCAGGCUGCAUUCCUGAGCAUCGCCAAAACACACCUCCAAACCUAAAUGUGUUGAGCAGGUGA
Messenger RNA from Knipowitschia caucasica, 378 nucleotides. NCBI's taxonomy places the organism in Eukaryota, Metazoa, Chordata, Actinopteri, Gobiiformes, Gobiidae. The record is from the annotation of a GenBank genome assembly.